AUGUCAAGCAUAACACAGGCAAGGCUUCAAGAGGAGCGGUACAACUUCUCCGUUCCCUUCCUCCGCUGGCAGCGCGCUGACCUCGCACAUAGGAAGCAGUGGCGCCGCGACCACCCCUUCGGCUUCUACGCACGCCCCGUCAAGAACGCCCAAGGCAUCCUCGACAUCAAGAAGUGGGAAUGCGGCGUGCCCGGCAAAGAUAAAACAUUAUGGGAAGGCGGCCUCUUCAAGCUCGAAGUCACCUUUCCUGACGAGUACCCCACGAAACCCCCGAAAUGUAAAUUCGUGCCCCCGCUCUUCCACCCAAACGUCUACCCCAGCGGCACAGUCUGCCUGUCGAUCCUGAACGAGGAGGAAGGCUGGAAGCCGGCCAUCACGAUGAAGGAUAUCCUGCUGGGCAUCCAGUCGCUGCUCGACGAGCCGAAUCCGGAUAGUCCUGCGCAGGCGGACGCAUACAAUCUGUUCAAGAAGGACCGGAAUCAAUAUGAGAAGAAGGUGAGGCAGGUUGUCAAGGAUAAUCCGGCGCCUUGA
Molecule: messenger RNA, 531 nt
Organism: Coniosporium apollinis CBS 100218
Lineage: Eukaryota; Fungi; Ascomycota; Dothideomycetes
Product: SUMO-conjugating enzyme ubc9
Exons: 2
Coding region: 1-531 (176 amino acids)
Biological process (GO): protein sumoylation
Cellular component (GO): nucleus
Molecular function (GO): SUMO conjugating enzyme activity
Source: RefSeq, a predicted model, not a curated record